This is a messenger RNA of Penicillium antarcticum, 3732 nucleotides long. RefSeq names its product aminophospholipid-translocating P4-type ATPase NEO1. Gene Ontology annotation, biological process: retrograde vesicle-mediated transport, Golgi to endoplasmic reticulum; phospholipid translocation; endocytosis. Bases 1 to 3732 code for a protein of 1243 amino acids. The transcript has a single exon. The record is from RefSeq and is a predicted model, not a curated record. Gene Ontology annotation, cellular component: plasma membrane; endosome; trans-Golgi network. Lineage: Eukaryota; Fungi; Ascomycota; Eurotiomycetes; Eurotiales; Aspergillaceae. Gene Ontology annotation, molecular function: ATP hydrolysis activity; magnesium ion binding; ATP binding.
AUGCCGUCGUCAGCCGACUACCUGCACCCCUCGGAACCCGUGCCAGACGACUUCUCAGACUCGGAUGAUGAUUUAGACCUGGAAGAGCUUGACCCGGGCACAGAACAACCUCACGCAUCCCGCGAUUCUCGAGACUAUACCGGCCGCAAACGAAGUUAUGGACCAGGAAUUGCACUGCGGAACUUGCGAGUCGGCGUGGGAAGCCGGUGGAGACGCAGUGCGUCUGGACAAGGAGACUUUGAGGAAGACACGGACGCCUUGCUAGAGAACCAGGAAGAGGAAGGCUUAAGGGGCUCACAUGCGAGCUCGAGGAAUCUUGCAGACGAUGAUGCGCCCCUUCUGAACCGGACAAGCUCGACCCGUAUUUUCAAUGACGACGAAUCACCCAAGAAGGGCGGCUUCCUGGGAUUCUCCGGAUUUAAGACACCUGGCUUCCUGCAGGGAAAUUCCAUUAAGCUUGGAUCAAACACGAGCGAUUCAUCAAAUCAACCUCCCCGCGAAGUGCUUGUUGGGCAGUACCAGGCUGCCAAAUACCCCGCCAACGUCGUCUCCAAUGCCAAAUAUACCCCCUGGAGUUUCCUACCGCGAACCCUUUACAACGAAUUCUCGUUCUUCUUUAACAUAUACUUCCUUCUCGUGGCUUUGUCUCAGGUCAUUCCCGUGCUACGGAUUGGUUACAUGUCUUCGUAUAUUGCUCCUCUCGCCUUUGUGGUUUCCAUAUCACUCGGUAAAGAGGCACUUGAUGACAUUGGACGGCGUCGAAGAGAUGCCGAGGCAAACGCAGAAGAAUAUUGCACUGUGUCGCUAAGCAGGUCUUCCCCAAUGGAAGUGACGAAAAAGUCUCGUGACCUGAAAGUUGGCGAUGUACUCAAAGUUCGGAAGAACCAACGCUUGCCCGCCGAUGUGGUGAUUCUGAAAAGUGUUUCGAACGACUCUGGUACUCCACGCCAAUCACUAUCAGCGGAGCCAGGAGCAUCUACGAAUUUGCUUGAAUCUGACCAGGGAUCUUCUGAACAAAUUCAUUACACUGCAGACAACUCAUCAGCUGGUGACACUUUUAUCCGCACUGAUCAGUUGGACGGUGAGACCGAUUGGAAGCUCCGUUUACCUUCUGUUCUGUCCCAAUCAAUACCCUUGAGCGUCUUCUCUCGAUUGCAGAUAACUGCCAGUGCUCCUGACAAGAGGGUAAACGAAUUCGUUGGUACGAUCGAGUUGAGCUCACCCCCUGGCCUUUACGAUGGGCCUCAGCCAAACGACCCAAGGACGCCCGGCGAGGAUCAAUCCACCUCUUCAGCGCCUUUGACUAUUGACAAUACCGCUUGGGCCAAUACGGUUCUUGCUUCCAACACUACUACCUACGCCGUGAUUAUCUACACAGGAUCACAAACCCGCGCCGCUUUAUCAACUUCCGCUUCCCGUUCAAAGGUCGGUUUAUUGGAAUACGAGAUCAACAACCUCACCAAGAUUCUUUGCAUCCUCACACUCACACUUUCCAUCGUUCUUGUUGGCCUGGAAGGUUUCGAGCCUACAAACGACAAGAAGUGGUAUGUCGCCAUCAUGAUCUAUCUCAUUCUCUUCUCAACCAUUAUUCCCAUGAGUCUACGGGUCAACCUGGAUAUGGCCAAGUCAGUUUAUGGGCGAUUCAUCCAACGAGACAAAGAUAUUCCGGGCACAGUGGUCCGUACCAGCACAAUCCCCGAGGAUCUCGGGAGAAUUGAAUACCUCCUUUCUGAUAAGACGGGAACGUUGACUCAAAAUGAAAUGGAGCUGAAGAAAAUACACGUUGGCACUGUGUCAUACGCCAAUGAGGCCAUGGAUGAAGUGGCUUCAUUCAUUCGUCAAAGCUUUGCGGGCAAUGGCUUGACUACUCCUUCAACACCUUACGGAACUCAAGCUGGCCAGGCCACCGCUCCACGUACGAGGAGAGAGAUUGGCUCCCGUGUGCGGGAUAUUAUUCUAGCUCUUGCUCUCUGUCACAACGUCACACCAACCACCGAUGAGGAAGAUGGUCAGAAAGUAACAAGCUACCAAGCAUCAUCUCCAGAUGAAAUUGCUAUCGUCCGGUAUACCGAAGAGGUCGGACUCAAGCUUUGUUAUCGCGAUCGACAAAGCAUUGCUCUGGAAUCCGCCGACACCAAGCAAGUCGUCGUUCGCGUUCGUAUUCUUGAUAUCUUCCCAUUCACUUCUGACAGCAAGCGGAUGGGUAUAAUCGUGCAAUUCCAGCAAGAUGACAAAGUGCUCGAGACAUCGGGCCAAGAUGACAGCGAGAUCUGGUUCUACCAAAAGGGUGCUGACACGGUCAUGUCGUCUAUCGUGGCGAAAAAUGACUGGCUGGAUGAAGAGACAGCAAACAUGGCCCGAGAAGGUUUGCGAACUUUGGUUGUUGGACGCAAGCGUCUUUCGUCGCAGCAGUAUCAAGAAUUUUCUGCCAAAUAUAGACAAGCAUCCCUCUCACUACAAGGACGAGAUGCUGGCAUGGCCAAAGUCGUGACUGAUUACCUUGAGCAAGACUUGGAACUUUCCGGAGUGACGGGUGUGGAAGAUCGGCUUCAGCGUGACGUCAAGUCAUCCCUUGAGCUUAUGCGUAAUGCAGGCAUCAAGAUCUGGAUGUUGACUGGUGACAAAGUUGAAACCGCACGAUGUGUUGCUAUUUCAGCGAAACUCGUUUCUCGAGGCCAAUACAUCCACACCGUGACCAAAAUUACAGAUAAAUCAACUGCCCAGGAAGCCCUUGACUUCUUGCGUAACAAAACGGACUGCUGUCUGUUGAUUGAUGGCGAGUCUCUGACUCUCAUGCUUGGGCAAUUCCGAACAGCAUUCAUUGCCGUUGCGGUCUUACUUCCUGCGGUGAUCGCAUGCCGAUGUUCUCCCACCCAAAAGGCCGAGAUUGCGGAAUUGAUUCGCCAACACACCAAGAAACGUGUAUGCUGCAUUGGCGAUGGUGGCAAUGAUGUCUCUAUGAUUCAAGCAGCUGAUGUGGGAAUUGGUAUUGUGGGCAAAGAAGGCCGCCAGGCAUCUCUUGCUGCCGAUUUCAGUAUCACCCAGUUCCACCAUAUUACAAAGCUUCUCGUGUGGCAUGGCCGCAACUCAUACAAGCGAUCUGCGAAGCUAGCACAAUUCAUCAUGCACCGUGGUUUGAUUAUCAGCGUCUGUCAGACCAUGUACAGCAUUGCCAGUCACUUCGACCCCAAGGGGCUGUUCAUCAAUUGGCUCAUGGUCGGCUACGCCACUGUCUACACAAAUGCCCCAGUCUUCUCUCUCGCCUUUGAUCGCGAUGUGGACGAGCGUCUUGCCAAUCUUUACCCCGAAUUGUACAAAGAGUUGAAGACGGGAAAAAGCUUGAGUUAUCGCUCGUUCUUUGGCUGGGUCAUGAUCUCCGUCUACCAGGGCGCAGUCAUCCAAGGACUCUCACAGAUUCUCCUGGACACCAUCACCGGCCCACAACUUAUCAGUCUUUCCUUCACAGCCCUGGUACUCAACGAGUUGGGCAUGGUGGCCAUCGCAGUCACAACCUGGCACCCAGUCAUGAUCUUCUGCCUGGUUGGCACACUACUUGUGUACGCAGGUAGUGUUCCCUUUUUAGGCGAAUAUUUUGACCUCAGCUACGUGAUCACCCUCGAUUGGUUAUGGCGCGUUGUUGCCGUACUAGCCGUUGCCUUGGUCCCAGUCUGGGCCGGCAAAAUGAUUAAACAAUCAUGGCACCCACCAAGCUACCGGAAGGUCCGUGGUUAA